Priceomyces carsonii is the source of this 1509-nucleotide messenger RNA. RefSeq lists its product as uncharacterized. NCBI's taxonomy places the organism in Eukaryota, Fungi, Ascomycota, Pichiomycetes, Serinales, Debaryomycetaceae. Gene Ontology annotation, cellular component: membrane. Bases 1 to 1509 code for a protein of 502 amino acids. Gene Ontology annotation, biological process: amino acid transmembrane transport. The record is from RefSeq and is a predicted model, not a curated record. Gene Ontology annotation, molecular function: amino acid transmembrane transporter activity. The transcript has a single exon.
AUGCAGGUCAUUUUGUUUGCGGGAGGGAUCGGGACUGGUUUGUUCGUUGGUACGGGGGCAACUUUGAGUACUUGUGGACCUGCGCCGCUAGUGAUGGCUUUUUGUGUUACCAAUUUCUUUUUAUGGAGCUUGAUGAACCAAUUGGGAGAGAUGGUCUCUUUUAUUCCUUUGAAUGGUGAGACAACUCUCUAUGCAUUGAGCAGGAGAUAUGCCAGCAAGUCUUUAUCCUUCGUAGCGGGAUGGAAUUUGUUUUAUGCCCAAGCUAUCAUCGCACCUGCGGAGAUAACAGCGUGUGCAUUCGUUAUACAGUACUGGACAGAUUUAAACCCAGCAAUUUUUAUCACUAUAUUUUUGGUUCCUACCAUUGCAGUCAACUUGCUUCCAGCUAAAUAUUUUGGGGAGGCCGAAUUCUGGGUUGCGAGUAUAAAAAUUAUUUGCUUAAUAGGUUUGAUAAUUGUUGGAAUAGUGAUUUUUUUUGGUGGGGCUCCAAAUCUGCAUGGUGUCUUGGGUUUUCAUUACUGGAAAGAUCCCGGCUCCUUUACAAACAGCCUCUUUUCAGGAAAUCUAGGUAGAUUUUUGUCAUUUUGGUCAGCUUUAGUCAAAAGUGGAUUUAGUUUCAUUUUGGUUCCGGAAUUACUUACUUCCUUUGCCUCGGAAGUAAAAUAUCCUAGGGAAAAUAUGCCAAAAGCGUGUUCAAAGUUUUUCUAUCGUUUAUUGAUAUUCUUCACAGUGGCACCUCUUGUCAUAAGUGUGAUUGUUGCUUCUAAUGACAGCAGGCUUAUGGAUGCGGUGACUUCUGGAAAAUCAUCCGCAGCGGCAAGUCCUUUUGUCAUCGGUAUACAAAAUGCUGGGAUUCCUGUUUUAAAUCACAUCAUUAAUGCUUGUAUUUUGACUUCUGCUCUCAGUUGUGGGAAUUCAUUUCUUUUCGCUUCAUCUAGAGUAUUGCACUCAUUGGCAUUAAAGGGUGAUGCACCUAAAAUAUUUUCGAGAACAACCCGUUCUGGUGUUCCUAUUUAUGCUGUUUCACUACUGUCUUUGAUCGCGCUUUUGGCUUAUCUUAAUUGUUCCAAUUCUGCAAGUACGGUGUUUAACUGGCUUACCAAUAUUGCAACAAUAUCUGGGUUUAUAAGUUGGAUUUUCGUUUCAAUAACAUACAUCAGAUAUCGAAAAGUAAUAAGUUUUCUUGGCUUGGAUGAUAGGGUUCCUUUUAGAACACGUUUCAUGUAUCCGAUUGCUUUUGUCACCAUGACAUUUUUCACAAUUCUUUGUUUAACAAAUGGCUACACUGUUUUCAUUCGAGGUAACUGGAAUGUGAGUAAUUUUGUUGCUGCGUAUAUUAGUAUUCCUAUUGUUAUUGUACUAUAUGUUGGAGGGCGUGCCUUAAAACGGGAAAGAGAGAACUUUUACGAUCCUGUAACCGUAGAUGUUUUGUCAGACCUUGAGGAGGUUGAGACUUCGUGUACAGAAAAAGAGCCUAAAAGAAACAAGAUUGUGAGUUGGUUGCUUUGA